Molecule: messenger RNA, 2886 nt
Organism: Aspergillus nidulans FGSC A4
Lineage: Eukaryota; Fungi; Ascomycota; Eurotiomycetes; Eurotiales; Aspergillaceae
Product: putative LON domain serine protease
Exons: 3
Coding region: 1-2799 (932 amino acids)
Biological process (GO): protein processing; protein import into peroxisome matrix; protein catabolic process
Cellular component (GO): cytoplasm; peroxisomal matrix
Molecular function (GO): ATP binding; ATP hydrolysis activity; serine-type endopeptidase activity
Source: RefSeq, a predicted model, not a curated record
AUGGGCACCAACGGGGGAAGACCAACGAAACUAUCAUUGGUUCCACUGCCCAAGGGCUCUGUUUUACUACCGGGUGCGACCUUGCGAAUCCCAGUCUCAAAUCGCCCAGAUCUUGCCAAUCUGCUCUCGUCACUGUUGGAUCGAACGAAUGCUAUCAGGCGAGAUGCGAACUCGAUAACGUUUGGUUGCGUUCCUCUCUGCUCGCCUUAUUUGAGCAAGGAUGGCCAACACGUCAUUGAUAAUGGUACCGUCGACGAAGAUAAGAAGGAAGAGUUCGAAUCUCUUGAGGCCGGUCAGGCGAGAAAAGAGGACCUUUAUCGUUACGGUACCCUCGGUAAAGUCAUCGGAGUUCAACGCCGCGCCUACUCGGAACCGCAUUUACUAGUUCAAGGUGUCCAACGCCUUACAGUUCGACGUGUGCUGAGGGAGCGGCCGUUCUUUGAAGCGGAAUGCAUUCUGCAUGAUGAAAAGGAAACGCCUCUCAACGAUCGAGAAACCGCCGAACUGUUUCAGCAACUAAGACAGCUUUCGCGAGAACUCCUUACAUUACUAAGAUAUACCUCGUUGAUACCAAACACAGGAGGCCCCCGCUUGUCACCAUUGAUUGCCCGGAAAUUCGAGUUGAUUAUAACCAAAUCUGACUUGGCGCAGGCUGGAAGACUUGCAGAUGUCAUGGCCGACAUUGCCGAGUCUGGUCUUGAGGACAAGCUUCGUGUUCUUGCAGCUUUUGACGUUAAAACUAGGUUGGAAAGAGUGGUCGAUAUCCUGAACAAGCAGAACCAAAUAAUCCGCGGCAGUGUCAAGUUCACCACUAUCUCCACAGAUAACAUUCCGCCUGCAUCAGUGCUCGACAUUAGCCAGAUCGACCCUCGAAUCCGUGACUUAUUAUCGAGACGCGGUAUUCCCGGUGCUUCAGGGACCCCUCCACCCGGACUUGGAGGUCGGAAUAACGAGGCAGAUGAAAAGGAGUCCAACGAACUUGACGAGCUGCAACAGAGGCUGAAAGAUGCUCAGCUCAGCCCAGAGGCUCAGAAAGUUGCGGAUAAGGAGAUGCGACGACUGCGGAAGAUGAUGCCUGUGAACCAGGAAUAUGGAGUAAUCCGGACAUAUCUUGAGAAUCUAGCGGAUAUUCCGUGGACCAAGGUGACCGAAGAUAAACUUGGCCCGGAGACCCUGAAAGCAGCGCGAAAACAAUUAGAUGACGACCAUUACGGGCUGGAAAAGAUCAAGAAAAGGCUACUCGAGUAUCUUGCAGUUUUGAGAUUGAAGCAGUCGACAAACCAGGGUCUGGAGCAACAAAUCAGCAUUUUAACGAAAGAAUUAGACAACUCUGGAGGUGAUAUAGAGAAGGACAUACCGUCUCUUCCCGAAUCGGAUCGCGCUGCGAUCGAGUCAAAGCUGAACGCGCUGACAUCUAAGCGAACGGUCGACAAAUCACCCAUUCUGUUGCUUGUUGGACCACCGGGUACCGGAAAGACUAGUCUAGCCCGAUCUGUUGCUACUGCUCUGGGCCGCAAAUUCCAUAGAAUCUCCCUCGGUGGUGUUAGAGACGAGGCUGAAAUUCGGGGUCAUCGGAGAACAUACGUGGCGGCCAUGCCUGGCGUAAUAGUCAAUGGUCUUAAGAAGGUCGGCGUUGCGAACCCUGUGUUCUUGCUCGACGAGAUAGAUAAGAUUGGCGGCCCUAAUUUCCAGGGAGACCCAUCUGCAGCAAUGCUGGAAGUGCUGGACCCUGAGCAGAACCAUACCUUUGUUGAUCAUUACAUCAACAUUCCCAUUGACUUGAGCAAGGUCCUGUUCAUAGCCACAGCCAACUCCUUGGACACCAUUCCUGCCCCUCUCCUAGACCGAAUGGAGACAAUCCAGCUGUCCGGGUACACAACUGUCGAAAAGAGACACAUUGCUAAGAGACACCUUCUUCCCAAGCAAAUCCGAGCGAACGGGCUUUCAGAUGGUCAAGUUGUUUUGUCGGACGAUGUUAUCGACAAGACCACCACCUCAUACACCAGAGAAUCCGGCGUCCGCAACCUCGAACGAGAACUUGGUUCGAUCUGCCGCUACAAGGCCGUUCAGUUUGCGGACGCCACUGACAGUGCUAAGCUUGAGUCGUACAACCCCGUUGUUACAGUCGAUGACUUGGAAGAAAUCCUCGGUAUCGAGCGCUUUGACGAGGAAAUCGCCGAGAAACACGGCCGUCCAGGCGUCGUAACCGGCCUAGUUGCAUACUCAACCGGCGGCCAAGGAAGCAUUCUUUUCAUCGAAGUCGCAGACAUGCCAGGAAGCGGUCGCGUCCAACUCACCGGAAAACUUGGAGAUGUCCUCAAGGAAAGUGUCGAAGUCGCCCUUACCUGGGUAAAAGCUCACUCCUUCGAGCUUGGCUUAACAUCCGACCCCAAUGAGGACAUCAUGAAGAACCGCAGUUUGCAUGUGCACUGCCCGUCGGGUGCCAUUCCCAAGGAUGGCCCGUCUGCCGGCCUCGCACACACCAUCGGCUUGAUUUCUCUGUUCUCUGGUAAAGCUGUACCCCCGAAGCUUGCAAUGACCGGUGAAGUCUCUCUUCGUGGGCGCGUAAUGCCUGUUGGCGGUAUCAAGGAGAAACUCAUCGGUGCGCUACGAGCCGGCGUAACCACUGUGCUUCUACCGCAUCAGAAUCGGAAAGAUGUCAAGGAUGUCCCGGAAGAAGUAAGCAAUGGUCUCGAAAUCAUCUAUGUUAAGCACAUAUGGGAAGCUAUUCGACACAUCUGGCCUGAUGCUCACUGGCCUGGCCAGCACCAUAUGGACUUCGUUGAAAGCCGUUUGUAAUCUGGGCCUAUUUUGGCCAUGUCUCUUUGAGUUUUGUGCUCGUUCCUUAGCCCUUUCCAUGAUCAUCAGCCUUUUUAUCGGUUCUUA